AAUUAGGGGUUGGUAACCAAUUAUAAAGGAAACAAAGCAACGAGAAGCAGCGUGCAUAGCACGUGACCGUAACAUAAACCCAUCUCCUUAUCUUUCUACAUUUUAUCCACUUUUAUUUAAUUAUGCUUUUCUAUUUAUAUUCCACGUCACAUCAUAAUUUCAAUGCACUCGCACAUCGUCCCCAGCAGAGCACCCCACCUAAGUGAGGACUACAAGUGGCCCAGAAGAAGUGGUAAACUUUAGAGUACCUUUCAUGCGGUACACUUUUAAUAAUUAUUGCCGGUUUUCCUGGUGACUUGGCACCACUUGGUCGAACAUAUAUAAAAAUGUCCAAUAAUUUGGUUUUUUUUUUUUUACCCACUUGGCUACCUCGCUUGCUUGUGGCUGAGAUAGGAGAUCGGCAGCAUGACCCGCUAGGGUAGGAAACGGGUAACGAUGUGUACGAUGAGGAAUCUAGUGGUUGGUGCACAAAUCUAUGGAGGGAUUUGAUCGAGCAAUUUUGUCGGCUUCUUCCACGCCAAAUACACGUCAGUCAUGCGUCGGAUGCAACAUGGAACGGUAUCGAUCUUUGUUAUGUGGUACACGAGGGGACAAUAACAUAAGAUGUGGUACCAAUUUCUCUGUCUGCUUCAAACAUGGAUGAUCUUUACGUCUCAUUUAAAACAUGGAAAUCACUUCCACGUCACAUAAUCAUCACAUUUCUCGUAUAUAUAUAUAUAUAUUUCUGAUGGAAUGAUGUGAAUAGUCACUCAUGGUGAUUAGACAGAUGAUAUGAUAUGAUAUCGUGCUCAUAUUGAUGUGUCAUUGGAAUGUGGAUCUAUAUCUCAUGUUCCAUUGUAGUCUUGAGCAAGAAUGAAGUUUGAUGACAUGGUUGUAUUGUGGGAAGAAGUCGUGGCAUACAAGCAAAGCAUUGCUGUGGAUAACGCUGUGGAAGAUGCUUUCUUCCUUCUUUCCAGUUGCAUGGGAACGAACAUAUGGCAGCGAGCAGCUGAUCAAAGAACUCUGGGUGGAAAUGACGAGGCCCGGCGACUACCUCAGCUCCUAAAAGCUCAACCACUUCAGGGCUUAAAUGUGACUGUGAAGGAAAGAGGGGAGAAUAAAGAGCACUUGGAUAAGGGGACGAGCAUAAGCCACUCGGGGAAGGGAAGUGGUGCAGGGAAAGGAGGUGGGAAGGGCGCCGGCGGUGGCUCACAGACGCUCCGCCAACCAAGGGACCAGCGAAACAGCUCGGCGUCCAGCUGGCGGUGGCCGCGGUCCUCUCUCACUUUACUCGUCGGUGGGUUGCUCCUCCUCUUCCUGCACUCCUGCGGUUGAAGUCGAACAAGACGAUGAUGACGAUGAUGCUGACGAGAGUGCUUGUUGUCAUGCAGGCUGUAAUGUCAUUCAACAGUUCUUGUCGAAAUAAAUCCUAUGAUUAAAGGCAUAGCCUGGAUCAUAGUGGAUGG
Messenger RNA from Musa acuminata AAA Group (dessert banana), 1445 nucleotides. RefSeq lists its product as uncharacterized. The transcript is spliced from 3 exons. Lineage: Eukaryota; Viridiplantae; Streptophyta; Magnoliopsida; Zingiberales; Musaceae. Bases 853 to 1314 code for a protein of 153 amino acids. The record is from RefSeq and is a predicted model, not a curated record.